This is a messenger RNA of Eubalaena glacialis (North Atlantic right whale), 2024 nucleotides long. RefSeq names its product synoviolin 1 (gene SYVN1). The transcript has 16 exons. The record is from RefSeq and is a predicted model, not a curated record. Gene Ontology annotation, cellular component: cytoplasm. The coding region runs from base 103 to 1935 and encodes 610 amino acids. Lineage: Eukaryota; Metazoa; Chordata; Mammalia; Artiodactyla; Balaenidae.
GGCUCGCAGUGGGUGGGGAGUGUUGUUAACCGGGGUCGCCUCCGCAGUCGCGGGGUUUGAGCGGGCUCGCGGCGCUGGGCUCCUGGUCCCUAGGCCAGGGCAAUGUUCCGCACCGCCGUGAUGAUGGCGGCCAGCCUGGCGCUGACCGGGGCCGUGGUGGCUCAUGCCUACUACCUCAAGCACCAGUUCUACCCCACCGUGGUGUACUUGACCAAGUCUAGCCCCAGCAUGGCAGUCCUGUACAUCCAGGCCUUCGUCCUUGUCUUCCUCUUGGGCAAGGUGAUGGGCAAGGUGUUCUUCGGACAGCUGAGGGCAGCAGAGAUGGAGCAUCUUCUGGAACGCUCCUGGUAUGCUGUCACUGAGACUUGUCUGGCCUUCACUGUUUUUCGAGAUGACUUCAGCCCCCGCUUUGUUGCGCUCUUCACUCUCCUUCUCUUCCUCAAGUGUUUUCACUGGCUGGCUGAGGACCGUGUGGAUUUUAUGGAACGCAGCCCCAAUAUCUCCUGGCUCUUUCACUGCCGCAUUGUCUCCCUUAUGUUCCUCCUGGGUAUCCUGGACUUCCUCUUCGUCAGCCAUGCCUAUCACAGCAUCCUGACCCGUGGGGCCUCUGUGCAGCUGGUGUUUGGCUUUGAGUAUGCCAUCCUGAUGACUAUGGUGCUCACCAUCUUCAUCAAGUACGUGCUGCACUCUGUGGACCUCCAGAGCGAGAAUCCCUGGGACAAUAAGGCCGUGUACAUGCUCUACACGGAGCUGUUUACAGGCUUUAUCAAGGUUCUGCUGUACAUGGCUUUCAUGACCAUCAUGAUCAAGGUGCACACUUUCCCUCUCUUUGCCAUCCGGCCUAUGUACCUGGCCAUGAGGCAGUUCAAGAAAGCUGUGACAGAUGCCAUCAUGUCUCGCCGAGCUAUCCGCAACAUGAACACACUGUAUCCAGACGCCACCCCAGAGGAACUCCAGGCGAUGGACAACGUCUGCAUCAUCUGCCGAGAAGAGAUGGUGACUGGUGCCAAGAGACUGCCCUGCAACCACAUUUUCCACACCAGCUGCCUGCGCUCCUGGUUCCAGCGGCAGCAGACCUGCCCCACCUGCCGUAUGGAUGUCCUUCGGGCGUCGCUGCCGACCCAGUCACCACCGCCCCCUGAGCCCGCGGAUCAGGGGCCACCACCUGCCCCCCACCCCCCACCACUCCUGCCCCAGCCCCCCAACUUCGCCCAGGGCCUCCUGCCUCCCUUCCCUCCAGGCAUGUUCCCGCUGUGGCCCCCCAUGGGCCCCUUUCCUCCUGUCCCACCUCCCCCCAGCUCCGGAGACGCUGUGGCCCCUCCGUCUACCAGUGCAGCCCUUUCUCGGCCCAGUGGAGCAGCCACAACCACAGCUGGUUCUGCUGCCUCUGCCCCAGCACCUGGCUCAGCCUCCGCCCCUGACGCUGGCCCCGCCCCAGGCUUCCCCUUCCCUCCCCCCUGGAUGGGCAUGCCACUGCCUCCACCCUUUGCCUUCCCCCCGAUGCCUGUGCCUCCUGCCGGCUUUGCUGGGCUGACCCCAGAGGAGCUGCGGGCUCUGGAAGGCCACGAGCGGCAGCACCUGGAGGCCCGGCUACAGAGCCUGCGCAACAUCCACACGCUGCUGGAUGCCGCCAUGCUGCAGAUCAACCAGUACCUCACCGUGCUCGCCUCCCUCGGGCCCCCCCGGCCUGCCACCUCAGCCAACCCCACUGAGGAGACUGCCCCUACAGCUGUCGCUGCCGCCUUCUCCACCAGCACCCCCAGCUCUGAGGCCACCACCCCAUCCCUGGGAGCCUCCCCACCAGCCCCUGAACCUGAAAAGCCUCCAGCUCCUGAGUCCGCGGGCACCGAGGAGCUGCCUGAGGAUGGGGAGCCUGACGCAGCAGAGCUCCGCCGCCGUCGCCUGCAAAAGUUGGAGUCCCCUGUUGCCCACUGACACUGCCCCAGUCCUGGCCCCUGCCCCCACUCUUGAGCAGUCCUCGCUGGAACACGUCCUGCCACCAAGUGCCAGCUCCCUCUCUAUCU